Messenger RNA from Cucurbitaria berberidis CBS 394.84, 996 nucleotides. RefSeq names its product SAICAR synthase-like protein. NCBI's taxonomy places the organism in Eukaryota, Fungi, Ascomycota, Dothideomycetes, Pleosporales, Cucurbitariaceae. Gene Ontology annotation, biological process: inositol phosphate biosynthetic process; phosphatidylinositol phosphate biosynthetic process. The coding region runs from base 1 to 996 and encodes 331 amino acids. The transcript is spliced from 2 exons. Gene Ontology annotation, molecular function: inositol-1,4,5,6-tetrakisphosphate 3-kinase activity; inositol hexakisphosphate kinase activity. The record is from RefSeq and is a predicted model, not a curated record. Gene Ontology annotation, cellular component: cytoplasm; nucleus.
AUGGCAACCAAGACCUUCGACGCGUCCAAACUUCAAGCUUUCGGCAACGCUGCCGCCGGACAUGAUGGCGUUCUCAGCGACGAGACUGGCGCGGUAGUCGUAAAACCAUGCACAGAAGCAGAGAUCACCUUCUACGAAUCCGUGACCGUGUCGCAUCCAGACCUUGUUCCCUAUCUACCUACCUACAUGGGCCAGCUAUCUCUGUCCGCCAACGAGAGCGCAGUUCCAGCUGUUGAGAGUGGAACUAUACAGACGGCCGAUGGUACUGUCGAGCGUCUACAUGGCAAGAAGUUGGCUACGGAAUUACACAUUGUGCUGGAGAACAUUACACAUGGCUUCAAGAAGCCAAACGUCCUGGACUUGAAGCUAGGCGCACAGCUAUGGGAUGACGCGGCAAAGCCCGAGAAGAGAGCUAGACUCGACGCUGUAAGCAACGUGACAACAAGUGGAAGUCUUGGUUUCCGGAUCGCAGGUAUGCGGACAUACAAGGGCACACCUGUCCCGGACAUCCCGGAGGAGCUGAAAGAGUUUGUUGAAGUGGACAAGGAAGGUGGGUACUGGGUGUAUAACAAGAUGUAUGGCCGCAAGUUCAGUGCCACCGACGUUACCGAGGGCUUCGACACGUACGUCUUCCCAGGGUCAAAGACAGAAGCCGAACAUGACAGAGCCCGGGAAGUGCUUGCCUACUUUCUAGGUGAAGUAAAGGACAUCCUAGAAGUUUUCGAGGGCAAGGAGAGUAGGAUGUACAGUGCUAGCAUACUUCUAGUCUAUGAGGGUGAUGUGGAAGAGUACGCAAAGACGAAGCAGACGCUGAGAUCCGCACAACCAGAGGAAGAUGAUGACGACGACAAUCUACCACAGUUGGCGGCUGUCAAGAUGAUUGACUUUGCGCACGCUACCUGGACACCGGGUCAGGGGCCGGAUGAGAAUGCUCUGAAGGGGAUUAGGAGUACGGCAAAGAUACUGAAGGAGCUUCUGGAUAAGGCACAGGAUUAA